AUGGCGCCGAACAACAUCAAAGAAGCUGAAGAAGCAGUGAUCAAAGAAGAUCAAUGGAAUUAUCAUUAUACCAACACAACAGGCGCAGGAAGAAAGACGUUUUUUCAAUGUAAUAAAGCCAACAGAAGUAAAAGAAUUGUACAAGAAUUAUUUGAAUUAAAAUUGAAACUGAAAGCAAUAAUUGAAAUGCUUCAUGAACGUGCAAGUACAGUACCAAGUAUUCACCAAUUAAAUAGCUUUUUAAGAACCGUUAAGAGUACAGAACUUGGUUCAACUUCAAUUAGUCUUGGUAAAAAUGUACAAUGGUGCUUAGAAUCAAGUCAAUCAAUGCCAGAAUCAGAUGAUACUCCUUUUUUUGCAUCAUAUGAAAUUAUUUAUGAUAAGAUUUAUAUUUCGUAG
Messenger RNA from Rotaria socialis, 399 nucleotides. The record is from the annotation of a GenBank genome assembly. Lineage: Eukaryota; Metazoa; Rotifera; Eurotatoria; Philodinida; Philodinidae.